AUGAAGUUGCUACUCAUUGUUUCUGCUGUUCUGGCUGUAUCCAGCUGUGCCAGCAUCUCUCUGGAAGAUCUGGAGUUUCACGCCUGGAAGCUCAAGUUUGGAAAAUCCUACGACUCUCUAUCAUUGGAGAGUCACCGGAAGCAGAUCUGGCUCACCAACCGCAAACUUGUGCUAAUGCACAACAUCUUGGCUGAUCAGGGCUUCAAAUCCUACCGGCUUGGUAUGACCUACUUUGCUGACAUGGAAAAUGAAGAGUACAAAAAGCUUAUUUCUCAGGGCUGCCUUGGCUCCUUCAAUGCUUCUCUGCCUCGCCGUGGCUCUACCUUCCUCCGGCUGCCUAAAGGUAUUGAUCUGCCCGACACUGUUGACUGGAGGGAUAAGGGAUACGUCACUGAUGUCAAGAAUCAGAAGCAGUGUGGCUCCUGCUGGGCCUUCAGUGCAACUGGUGCACUGGAGGGUCAGCACUUCAGGAAGACAGGAACGCUGGUGUCUCUGAGUGAACAGCAGUUGGUUGACUGCUCUGGAACUUAUGGAAACGAGGGCUGCAAUGGAGGCUGGAUGGACUAUGCCUUUCAGUACAUUAAAGCCAAUGGAGGAAUUGACACUGAGGCGUCCUACCCUUAUGAGGCUGAGGAUGGAUCAUGCCGUUACAACCCUGCAGGUAUUGGUGCCACAUGCACUGGCUAUGUUGAUGUGGAUCAAGGUGAUGAAGAAGCCCUGAAGGAGGCUGUGGCCACCAUUGGACCGGUUUCUGUGGGCAUUGAUGCUUCUCCGAUAUCGUUCCAAUUCUAUGAAUCAGGAUUGUAUGAUGAACCCGGGUGCAGCAGCACAACAUUGGACCAUGGUGUGCUGGUUGUGGGUUAUGGUACUGAGAAUGGACAUAACUACUGGCUGGUCAAGAACAGCUGGAGUCUUAAAUGGGGAGAGAAGGGAUACAUUAGGAUGACCAGGAACAAACACAACCAGUGUGGGAUCGCUAAUGCAGCAAGCUACCCUCUGGUCUGA
This is a messenger RNA of Pelmatolapia mariae (spotted tilapia), 1005 nucleotides long. RefSeq names its product procathepsin L-like. The coding region runs from base 1 to 1005 and encodes 334 amino acids. Gene Ontology annotation, cellular component: lysosome. The record is from RefSeq and is a predicted model, not a curated record. The transcript is spliced from 7 exons. Gene Ontology annotation, molecular function: cysteine-type endopeptidase activator activity involved in apoptotic process; cysteine-type endopeptidase activity. Gene Ontology annotation, biological process: positive regulation of peptidase activity; immune response; positive regulation of apoptotic signaling pathway. NCBI's taxonomy places the organism in Eukaryota, Metazoa, Chordata, Actinopteri, Cichliformes, Cichlidae.